Messenger RNA from Haplochromis burtoni (Burton's mouthbrooder), 1675 nucleotides. RefSeq names its product RIB43A domain with coiled-coils 2 (gene ribc2). The transcript is spliced from 7 exons. Lineage: Eukaryota; Metazoa; Chordata; Actinopteri; Cichliformes; Cichlidae. The record is from RefSeq and is a predicted model, not a curated record. The coding region runs from base 551 to 1387 and encodes 278 amino acids.
UCAGUGAACUCGUGCUUCAUGACGUGUCCUAAAGGAAAGUGAAAUCAGCAGGACUGGGAAGCAUUUGUGCAGGGUGUCCAGAACUUUCUUGCCAAUCAGAGAGCAGAGAAUUGUGCUGAGCUUGUGUAUAACAUGCUGGAAGCAGUUCAGCUCAUGAGUACCAGAAUGUCAGUGGAGAUGCACGUUUACAUUUCUCAUCUCAACCAAAUCACGGAGAUGUCAUCGAUGAGCAUGGGGACAUAUGUCAUCAGUGAUGAGAAACCGACAUCAGGGAACUUUUAAUUUGAGCGUGAUGGGAAAAUACUGUUGCGUGUCCCUCAAACAUCUUUUCUUUAGAGCUUAAGUGGCAGGAAUGUGCUCUAACGCCGAAUAGAAACAUCAAAACUAACAUUCUGGGAGAAGGAAAAAGGAUCGAUUGGAUAGUUUGGUGAUGUUCAUCUCAAAAACGUGACGAGCAAAUGUUGACAAGGAAGCCCUAGAUGAGCAGGUGAGAGAGAAAAGGGAACAAGUAGAAGCUGCAAAAAAGGAACAAAACGCUUAUGAUGCUGAUAUGCUCCGUUAUGGCAAAGUAGCUUGCAUUGUCGACAGCCGCCAAAUGAAGGAGAAGCGUGCACUGGAAAAAGCCGUUGUCGCCUACAGGCAGCAAUACCAGCAUCCUGAAGAUCGGCGAGAGUAUGAUUUGAAUGAUCCCAGCCGUAUUAAAAAAGUAGAGCAGAGUGAUGCACAGAUGAUGCCUCCUGGCCUGGUGGGUGAAGACCCAGAAAGUAAGAUCAGGCAGCAGAACCAGAGGGAACAGCUCAGAGAGUGGCUCACCCAGCAGCAGACUGAGCAGGCAGCGGAAAGGCAUCAACAAGAGCUGGAAGAGCAGCGUUAUGACCAAAGCAGAGUAGAAAUGGACAACAGAGCUGUGCAACUUCAGAGCCUUGAGAUAGAAAGGAGAAAGGCAGCUGCCAUCGCCACUAAAGGCUUCAAUCGGUCUAUGGCUGAAGAAAAGCGCUGUCAAGACAAAGAAAUCAAUGGCAGCCAGUUUCAAGGUACCCCGAGUACGGUGGCCGUGCCCGGCCUGAGUCCCAGCAGUGACAGGAGAACAGCUCCUGAGAGCCUGCAGCAGAUCAUUCAAAUCCAGAAACAUCAAAUGGAGGAGAAGAGGAGAAAAGAACUGGAGAAGAAACAUGAAGAAGAGCGGCACGAUCGCGUGCGCCUGAACUCAGCUCGUACCACUCUGCUUAUUGAGCGGCAGCAGGCACGAAUGAACAGGCAGCUGAGGCGAGACCUGGACAGCGCCAACGCCCAACUGGCCGAAACACACAAACAACAGAAACCAGACAUUAAAAGAGGAUGUAUUGAUGACAGCUUCUUCUCCAAGUUCAACACCUGCAGCAGAUGAGGGGUGAUGCACCGCUCUGAUACCAGUGAUGGUGUUACAUAAAAAGAACAAUGAAUAACCAGCUGCUUUUAUGUGAAAUGUAGUUCAGAACAUUCAUGUUUGCAUGAUUUGAAAACUAUUAAUUAAAUUUCAGGUACUGCUUUAAAAAGUAGCCUCUGAAAGAUGAUUACUUUUUGUGUUUCAAGUCUUUCGCGCAGUUUUGCCUGCAUAAGCAAAUAUUAAUUACUAGUCAGUUGAAGGCGUAAGUGUUAAAAUUACAUUCAAGUAAAAAGUCUUACAGAUGUUGUU